UCAAAAUUCAGACGUCUGCCCGAGUUGAUGUUGCCAUAUUGGUUGACCAUUGAUCUGUCGGGGAAACUAGUUGGAAAUUAUUAGCAAAUGUUUAAGUUUUUAAUUGUUCAAUUGAUACUAAUUUCUUAUAAAGCUUAUCCAGUUAAAAUUUUGUUUGCAAUGUGUGAGAAGAUAAAAAUAAAAUAUAGAGCAUAUUUGUAAUCAAUAAAAAAAAAAGAAUUAUAACGUGUAUGUAUAUAGUAAUGAGAAAAAAUAGUGUCAGUGAACUAAAAUAAUUUAAAAAAAAAUUAUUUUUGAAUAUAUUCCUAAAAUUAAUCAUAUGCAAUAUGUCAAGAAUCUCAUAAAUCUUUUUUUUUCAUUUAAUUCAUUUCUAUCUUUUUGUCUUUCUUUUUCUCUUUCUUUCUUUAUGUUUCUUUACUUAUCUGAUCGUUUCUCUUUCCUCGUCUCUCCUUGCCAUUGUGUUUCGCUGAAUCGUUCCUCGUGGCGUUCGCGUUCCCGAAGACACCGUGGCCAGACCUCGCGGCACUGCGAUUGUGCGACGUGAACGAGUGUGUGUCGAAUAGCUAGGACGCCGAGAGUACAGGUGCAGGUGCGGGUGCGUGUAUAGUGUAGUCGUACGGGACGCGAAGACGUGGGUCUGAACGAAGUAGGCGUGCGAAGUUGGCGACACGGUUCCAUUGGUGUCGAUAGUUGCAGAAUGAACGGUAACACGGAUCCACCGUCGGACGUGACAGCAAUGGAUAGUGAGAAUAAUAAAAGAUCAAAGACUCAACGAAAUUCUAAUGAUAUGACUAAUACUGCAUCAUCCGGGACGACUACCUCUAGUGCCACAUAUUCUACGACGCAAUCUGAUCAACCAAGAGAAUAUUGCAGUCAACGCUCAAUAAGGGCUGGCUCAGCUUCUCCACUCCCUACAAAUUCCUCCUCGUUGUCUUCUUCAUCGUCAUCGUUAUCGUCCUCCUCCUCCACACCGCCACUACAGCCGGGGUGUACUAUUGCGUCAUAUUUUUCUUUGCUGAUCUCGUACUAUCCUUUACAUGCAUUACGACAUCUUAAAGAACAAAAUCAAAAGAAUCUAGCUAACAAUCUCUGCUAG
This is a messenger RNA of Apis dorsata (giant honeybee), 1096 nucleotides long. Its product is annotated as putative protein TPRXL. Lineage: Eukaryota; Metazoa; Arthropoda; Insecta; Hymenoptera; Apidae. The transcript is spliced from 3 exons. The record is from RefSeq and is a predicted model, not a curated record. The coding region runs from base 698 to 1096 and encodes 132 amino acids.